Molecule: messenger RNA, 1261 nt
Organism: Paralichthys olivaceus (Japanese flounder)
Lineage: Eukaryota; Metazoa; Chordata; Actinopteri; Pleuronectiformes; Paralichthyidae
Gene: erich2
Product: glutamate-rich 2
Source: RefSeq, a predicted model, not a curated record
UCUCGCUGCGUUGACGUGUGUUAGCCGUUAGCUAACUAUUAACCGUUAGCUAACUAUUAACCGUUAGCUAACUAUUAACCGUUAACUAAGACCAGAAAACUUCAGCUAACAUCACAAGAAACUCUCAGAAUUCAAAAUACAAGAUUACAGGUUGUAAAUUAUUUCAAUUCCUCCAAGAGCAGGGGUUUGAGUGUUUGGGAAAAUCAUCCACCAGUUCACAGAAACAGUUUCAGAGACAAUGAAGAAAAGGACAGUCACUGGAUCUGCAAGUGAGGAUGUGCAGAACACGGGAGAUUGUGUUCAGAGGGAAUCCAUCAACAUAACACCGAGGGUUGAAGAACAGGCCGCAUCAAGGCCUGAAGAAGAAGAGCUGGAAAUGAAAGACUGCAGGAACACACAGUCACCGGGUCCAGGAGAAACCGGAGGGAGGACUCAUACUCCUCCGCUGGCUGAACCUCUCCAUACACAUGAGGUGAAUGAGGGGGAAGGACAGAGAGAGGAAGAGGACGCUCAGGAAGAGGACGCUCAGGAUGAAGAUCGUGCGGCUCCCUCCACGCUGAUGAGGAAGUUCCUCAGAGCUCUAGUGGACAGAAACUUCCGGCUCGCCUAUAGCCUGUGUCAGUUCAUUCUCACCUAUGAACCAGACCAUCCUCAGGCCUCUGUGUUUCUCUCGCUGAUCAAGCAGAAGCUGCAGGAGGAGCAAGAGACAGAGGAGAGCAAUGAGGAAGAUGAGGAAGAAGAUGACAUAAGCGAUGAUGAUGAAGACUCUGGAAAUGAUGAGGAGUCUUCUCAGAGCUCCAGCUCCUCUUCGUCCCCUACUGAUGAUGACGAUAAAGAAGACAUAAAUGAACAGAAUCUAUUGGAAUAAUGUCUUCUAUUUUUCUAGUUGCAUCUUUUGAAACAAACAUAUUCCACUUUUGAAUCUUGAGUAACUUUGGUCAUAAGUCUUUAUUCAUUUUGGUCAUUUUUCAUAAUUGACCUGUGAAUAAAAUAUAAACUGUGGAUAAAGCGGAUGCACUUGAGGAAACAAAGUUAUUAAACUUCUGAUUGAUUGACUGACUGUUUGUUGGUUUAUCUUGAUCUGGGUUUUGCAGGUAUUUUCAAGAUGACCCCUCAGAUUUGUCUUGAAAUGUUGUUUAGGGUCCAGACCCCACACUGUGUCAAAUGCAAAUUAGUAUUCCUGUUGUUAGACGGUCAUUAUACUGUGUUUAUAGAAAACCAUCUGUAUUCACAACACCUUGCUAGACAAUGAUUUCAAAGC